Cydia fagiglandana is the source of this 1156-nucleotide messenger RNA. RefSeq names its product CD63 antigen-like. NCBI's taxonomy places the organism in Eukaryota, Metazoa, Arthropoda, Insecta, Lepidoptera, Tortricidae. The record is from RefSeq and is a predicted model, not a curated record. Bases 410 to 1132 code for a protein of 240 amino acids. The transcript is spliced from 5 exons. Gene Ontology annotation, cellular component: plasma membrane.
CGUUUAACGCUCGGUUGAUGUGUUUUUGUUUUACGUAAUACUUAUCUCAUUUUAUUACGAAUCAUAUGUGAAAUUAGCAUAGUAAAUUACCAUUUAUAAACCAAGUCAAAUUGCUUUCAUAAAAUUUAUAAAAUCUAAAUUGCAACAUAUUAUUUGGAGUAGUAGGUACCUAACAAAAGUGAAUAUGAUGCACAAGCUCAGAGGAAAAUAUCGCACACCGAAUAAAGAGUAAACAUUCUCCAAAACAACUUUGAACUAUAUAUUAUUUUGGGAGAUAAAUUUUCUCAGAUACGGAUAACGUCAAGAUAACUCAGACAUUGACUGUUCAGAUAGUUCGUAAGAUACCUAUCCCGCGCUCAGUUUACUUAUCUCAUUCGAGAAAUCGACAGAUUUUUGUAAAGUGGUCAAAAUGAAAAUACCGUCAGUUAAAUUACCUAAUAUUUUCAAAUCAGUGAGGUAUAAUCUUGCUGCAGUUAAUGGAAUUUUUGUGUUAACCGGUGCACUCCUCCUGAUCGUUGGAGUAGUGGUCCUUGUGGAGAACAUACAAUACGAGGAUUUCCUCACAAACCGAUUCUACGCUGUACCAGCCUUCGCAACAGCUGCUGGCGUUUUGAUAUUGCUGAUAUCUGUUCUCGGAUUUUAUGCUGCGCUGUCGGAAAAGUUCUACAUUGUCGCCGUGUACCUGGCCGGAUUGAUAUUAAUAUUAAUAAUCGACAUCGCGCUCACGAUAGCCGCGUAUGCGCUGGUAAACGACGUCAACAGCGAGAUCAGAGCACCCAUGGCCAGCAGUUUACUGUUGUAUGACUCCAGGCUGGACAUUGCCAAGUUAUGGGACGAAUUACACACGGAGUUCGAAUGCUGCGGCGUGGUCGGCGUGAACGACUGGCAAUCCACCCGCAUACCCAUCAGCUGCUGCCACAUCGACUACGGGACCAUCUCUCCAUUCAACUGUACGGUGGCGCUCGCGUACAAUAAUGGUUGUAUUGUGGCUUUGGGAGAAUGGCUUAGCUACAACGUGUUUGUAUUGGCGGUUUCUGCGCUCGUCGUCACUAGUAUACAGAUAGUGCUGACUGCAAUCGCUUCGUGGCUCACGUGGCGGUCGAGGUUCGCAACUGUCGAGCUGGAGUCCUAAUUGUUCCUAGCCUAGUUCCUCUAG